Clupea harengus (Atlantic herring) is the source of this 2440-nucleotide messenger RNA. It is a transcript of the gene lcp1, whose product is annotated as lymphocyte cytosolic protein 1 (L-plastin). The record is from RefSeq and is a predicted model, not a curated record. Gene Ontology annotation, biological process: actin filament network formation; actin filament bundle assembly. The transcript is spliced from 16 exons. Lineage: Eukaryota; Metazoa; Chordata; Actinopteri; Clupeiformes; Clupeidae. Gene Ontology annotation, molecular function: calcium ion binding; actin filament binding. Bases 166 to 2043 code for a protein of 625 amino acids. Gene Ontology annotation, cellular component: actin filament bundle; cytoplasm; actin filament.
CUGCACAGACACACACACACACACACACGUUCACUCACUCACUCACUCGCCCCACUCCGGCACACACACACACACACAGACGGCCGCAGAGGGACACGGAGGGACACAGAACGUCACGAAGACCACGACUCUCAUCCACUCAUCCCGCCCGUCACAGGUCACAAGAUGGCUGCUGAAAAACCAGUCUCUGCCGAGGAGAUGGAGGAGCUGAGGGAAGCCUUCAGCAAAGUUGAUGUGGACGGUAAUGGCCACAUCAGUGCCAGGGAGCUCACCGACCUGUUCAAAGCUGCCAAUCUGCCGUUGCCUGGCUACCGCAUCCGAGAGAUCGUCACGGAGCUCAGCCAGACCAUGGACCAGAACAAGGAUGGCAAGAUCUCCUUCGAGGAGUUUGUGAACGUGGUCCACGGUCUGAAGAGCACAGAGGUGGCCAAGACGUUCCGAAAGGCCAUCAACAAGAAAGAGGGGAUCUGUGCCAUUGCAGGAACCUCCGAGCAGUCUGGGACUCAGCACUCCUAUGCAGAGGAGGAGAAGGUGGCCUUUGUGAACUGGAUCAAUAAGGCUCUUGAGAAAGACCCUGACUGUCAGCAUCUGCUGCCCAUGGACCCCUCAACCAACGACCUGUUCACUGCAGUGGGAGAUGGCAUCGUGCUGUGUAAAAUGAUCAACUUGUCUGUCGCAGACACUAUUGAUGAAAGAACCAUCAACAAGAAGAAACUCACACCCUUCACAAUUCAGGAGAAUCUGAACCUGGCCCUGAACUCUGCGUCCGCCAUCGGCUGCCACGUGGUGAACAUUGGCGCAGAGGACCUGAAGGAAGGCAGGCAGCACCUGGUGCUGGGCUUACUCUGGCAGGUCAUCAAGAUCGGCCUGUUCGCCGACAUCGAGAUCAGCAGGAACGAAGCCCUCAUAGCCCUGCUGAGAGAUGGGGAAUCUCUGGAGGAUCUGAUGAAACUCUCCCCAGAAGAGCUGCUCCUGCGCUGGGUCAACUACCACCUGGAGGAGGCUGGCUGCCCCAAGAUCAACAACUUCAGCUCCGACAUUAAGGACUCGAAGGCGUACUACAACAUCCUGAACCAGGUAGCCCCCAAAGGAGAUGAGGAGGGAAUCCCCCCAAUCGCCAUCGACAUGAGCGGCUUACGGGAGAAAGAAGACCUGUGCAGGGCGGAGUGCAUGCUGGAGCAGGCCGAUCGCCUUGGCUGCCGGCAGUUUGUCACGGCAACAGACGUCGUCCGUGGCAACCCCAAGCUGAACUUGGCGUACGUGGCCAACCUGUUUAACAAGUUCCCUGCCCUGAAGAAGCCAGAGAACCAGGACAUCGACUGGAGCUCCAUCGAGGGUGAAACAAGAGAGGAGCGCACCUUCAGAAACUGGAUGAACUCCCUCGGGGUCAACCCACGGGUCAAUCACCUCUAUCUGGAUCUGGCGGAUGCUUUAGUGAUCUUCCAGCUGUAUGAGAAGAUCAAAGUGCCUGUUGAGUGGGAUCGGGUCAACAAACCCCCCUACCCUAAACUGGGCAGCAACAUGAAGAAGCUGGAGAACUGUAACUAUGCGGUUGAGUUGGGUAAGAAGGAGGCCAAGUUCUCUCUGGUGGGGAUCGCUGGUCAGGACCUACAUGAAGGCAACAGAACUCUCACACUCGCUCUACUGUGGCAACUCAUGAGGAGGUACACUCUGAACAUCCUGGAGGACCUUGGCGACGGGCGGAAGGUGACGGACGACACCAUCGUCACCUGGGUGAACAACACACUCACAGAGGCUGGCAAGAAAACCAUCUCUGGCUUCAAGGAUGGCUCCAUUAGCAGUAGUAUGCCGGUUCUGGAUCUGAUUGAUGCCAUCCAGCCUGGGUCCAUUCGCUACGACCUGCUGAAGUCUCAAGACCUCACUGAAGAGGAGAAACUCAACAAUGCCAAGUAUGCCAUCUCCAUGGCGAGGAAGAUUGGUGCUCGUGUGUAUGCGCUGCCCGAGGACCUGGUGGAGGUGAAGCCCAAGAUGGUGAUGACCGUCUACGCCUGCCUGAUGGCCCGGGGGAUGAGGCGUGUGUGACACACACACACACACACACACACACACACACACACACACACACACGUCUACGCCUGCCUGAUGGCCCGGGGGAUGAGGCGUGUGUGACACACACACACACACACACACACACACACACACACACACACACACACACACGUCUACGCCUGCCUGAUGGCCCGGGGGAUGAGGCGUGUGUGACACACACACACACACACACACACACACAUCUCUGUGGCUUUGAUUAUAACCAGUCCAAACACAUAAAACACAUCACACCCCACAAAACACAUCAAUGACACACACACACACACAUGCAGAAACACACACACACACACACAUGCAGAAACACACACACACACACAUGCAAAAACACAAACACUCUCACAAAUAAAGCCUUGCUGAAUGUUUGUAUUAA